GACUUUCAUCCUCAAAAUUUUUUCCCGAAAUUCUCACUUUACUUUCUCUUUCUCUCUCCCCCUCCCCUGUCUCCUCUCAGAGGAAGAAAAUAAAAAACCCUAAUCUUUUUUAUUUUUCGCUGAGAAAUUCACCCUUUUCCUCACUGGUCUUGAAUCCACUGCCUCUGUCUUCGAUUCGUGCGUUUCUAGGGCUUCAAUGGAGUGAACCCACGGAAAUUACCGGAGGUUUGUCGAAGAUCUAGAGGAAGAGACUCGCACACAACACCAAUGACGUCCGCUGACAAGGAGCUCGAAGAGCAGCUUCUCGAAGCUGGAAACAAGCUACUGGAUCCUCCGUCUUCUGUUGAUGAGCUCCUCCCCCUUCUUGAUCGAGUUGAAAAUUUCCUAUCAAGGGUUGAGCAGUCCCCUACCAAGUCGAUGCAAAAUGCACUCUCUCCAUCAUUGAAAGCAUUGGUUGCUGACAAAUUACUAAAGCAUUCAGACGUUGAUGUGAAAGUUGCAGUUGCUUCUUGCAUCAGCGAGAUCACAAGAAUUACAGCUCCAGAUGCGCCUUAUGAUGAUGAGCAGAUGAAGGAGGUCUUUCAAUUGAUUGUAUCUUCAUUUGAAAAUCUACUUGAUAAGUCAAGCCCGUCAUAUACAAAGAGGACCUCAAUUGUUGAAACUGUUGCGAAGGUCAGGUCAUGUGUAGUAAUGCUGGAUCUUGAAUGUGAUGCCUUGAUUGUGGAGAUGUUUCAGCAUUUCUUUAAGGCUGUAAGGGAACAUCACCCAGAGAGUGUUUUUUCAUCCAUGGAGAUUAUUAUGACCCUUGUUAUAGAGGAAAGUGAAGAUAUAUCUCUGGACUUACUUGCUCCAAUCUUGGCCAGUGUGAAGAAGGAUGAGGGUGUUCUUCCACUAGCUAAAAAGCUGGGGGAGAGAGUCCUUGAAAGUUGCGCAACCAAGCUUAAACCAUACUUAGUGCAAGCAGUGAGCACCCUGGGUAUCUCUCUGGAUGAUUAUAGCAAGGUACUUGCUACGAUAUGCCAAGAGACGCCUGGUAGCGCGGAGCAGAAUGAUGCAGAUGAGAGCAAAUCAGCCAAAGAACCAUUGGAAGAGUCAACUCAGGUGGGUAAAGAGGAUUCAGUAGAAGCUCCGCCUCCUCAAGAAGCUGAUCCUGUUGAAGACAAAUCUCCUAAGCCAGUCAUGAGCAAUGGCAAUGCACAGCCUGGGGAAGAUAACUCUCUAGCUGAUUCCAAAUCCACCAAGAAGCAAGAUGGUGCUGAUCAUUCUGAUCAAUUGAAGGGCGGCAGUGAACCAGGUAAUGAGGAGCGCAAUAGUUUGGAUGCUGAUAAGGUUGACAAUACGGAGCAAAAGCCCGAACAAGCUUCUGAGAAGAAGGGGAGGACAUCUACUUCAGCAAAGGCAGAACCUUCUGAGGGUCAAACUGUGGCUAUUGAGGAGGAAGCUGAGAAACCACCUGACUCUAAACCUCAAAGCAAGGACGUUCUGAGCUCACCUAAAAAUGAUCAUUCUGCUGAGUCAGCUGGACAUUCAGAGAAUGACAAAGAGACUGAUGUUCAUGUUUCAUCACCCAAGGCAGUUGAGGAUGAAUCUGAAGUUUUUGCUUCUCCACCUACUGAGAGCCUUCCUGAGGAAAAUCGUUCAAAGAAAUCUGGACGGCCAAAAAAGAAAGAUGGUUCUGCCAAAGGAGGGGCAGAAUCCACUGAGGAUGAUUCCAAAAAAGUGUCUGGAGAAACUAGUGAUACUGAAGCGAAGCCUGCCACACGGUCAGCAAAAAAAAUGUCUGGUGGGAGAUCUGACCGGAAGAAAACUACUGUGGUAGAUUCAGCCAAAAAAGGAAGUCAGGCUGCAGGUGAUCCAGAUGUGAAAAGGCACUCAGCUAGGAAAGUAGAUGAAAGUGACAAGAGUGGUGGGGGAUCCUCUGCUAGGCAAUCAGAGGACAGGAAAAAGAGGACACGUGGAAAAAGUACUGCUGAUGCUAUUGUAUCAAAAUCCGGUAAAGAUGUGGAUAAGGAAUCGUUGUCUUCACCAAAGUCGGGGACAAGAUCUACAAAAGACGAAGAACAUCUAGAGGAGUCUGCUAAGGGAAAUUUGAAGAGGAAACGAACUCCUGGAAAAGAAAAAGAAAAUGAAUCUGAUAUCAUCGAACGCGGUGAAGCUCUUGUUGGUUCACGGGUUAAAGUUUAUUGGCCACAUGAUCGUGCGUAUUAUAAAGGUGUUAUUGAUUCUUUUGAUCCUUCCAAAAAGAAGCACAAGGUUAUGUAUGAUGAUGGUGAUGAAGAAAUAUUAAAUCUUGAGAAGGAGACAUGGCAGCUUCUUAAAGAUGAACCUGGUUCUAAUAAGGAAGAAGGAAGUGGUCGAUCAAGUCCUGAUGCUUCCCCUAAUACGCCCCCAAAAAAGAAAGGGAAGGCAAGUGACUCAAUUCAGCGUUCAAAGGUGGAUUCUUCUUCUAAAAGUGGUGGAGCCAAAUCUGGUAAAUCGAAGGGUGCAUCCACAAAAUCUGGCGGCAAGUCCAAGGGUGGCAGCAAAGUUGAUAGCAAAUCCAAAAUUUCCAAGUCUGAUGAGGAAGUUGCUAAAAAAUCCAAGGACAGUACUCCCAAGAGUGGUAGCAGUAAAUCUGCGGAAACUGCGACCAAGACUUCUAUCAAAUCAAAAAACACAGAUACUAGCAACAAAAAGAGCAAAUCAAAGGACGACGAAGUUAGUGCCUCAAAACUUUCUGGGAAGCCUAAGCAAGCAACUCCGAAGACAGGAAAGUCCAAGCAAGAAACAAGCACCGUUUCUGCCUCAAAGGGCAAAACUUCUAAAAGUGGUGCUCGGUCAAAUAUUAAUGGCAGUGGAAAGAUGAAGUCCGGUUCAUUGAAGGCAAAAGAUUCAGAGAAAGAGAACUCGGGUGACUCAACCGAAGAGGUAGAGGAUAUUAAGGUCAAGUCAGCAAGUUCCUCAAAGGCGCAAGGAAGUGAGGGCAGGUCUGGAAAGAAGCGUCGAAGAGGCUAGAGGAGAGUCUUUACUUACUGUGUAUCCCUCAUAGCCCGCCUGCUUGUCUUCUGCUUAGCAAUGUAAUCUUCUUUUACAGCAUUUUGGAGUUCUUGUCGGAUCCCUCUAGUGCAAUUAGGCCCUGUGUUAGGUAUCUGUCCAUCGUUAUGGUAAUACCCCACAUUGCUGCUAGAAUUGUUAUCCAUAGUUAGUCUAGUAUAGUGGUAGAAGGGGCUUAGUAUCUAUUUAUUUUUCCCCCCCUUUUUUCAGUUUUUUCCUAGAUGGAUGUUUAUUUUGGAGGCUACAGCAGAAAACAAUUCAAUAGCAACCAUUAAAAGAAUGCUUUCACAGCAAA
This is a messenger RNA of Neltuma alba, 3328 nucleotides long. RefSeq names its product microtubule-associated protein futsch. The coding region runs from base 268 to 2994 and encodes 908 amino acids. The record is from RefSeq and is a predicted model, not a curated record. Lineage: Eukaryota; Viridiplantae; Streptophyta; Magnoliopsida; Fabales; Fabaceae. Gene Ontology annotation, biological process: mitotic sister chromatid cohesion; DNA repair. The transcript is spliced from 14 exons. Gene Ontology annotation, cellular component: nucleus; chromatin.